Mauremys reevesii (Reeves's turtle) is the source of this 1118-nucleotide messenger RNA. RefSeq names its product armadillo-like helical domain containing protein 1. Bases 592 to 957 code for a protein of 121 amino acids. The record is from RefSeq and is a predicted model, not a curated record. The transcript is spliced from 3 exons. NCBI's taxonomy places the organism in Eukaryota, Metazoa, Chordata, Testudines, Geoemydidae.
CACAGCUUCCUCUGAUGCUGCUUCCUUUGAUGCAGGCUCCUGAGUCCUGUUCACAGUGACCCUCUGGCGAGUUGCAGAGAUCAGCUUUGCCUGUUUUGGCUAAUGGGAACUGCCAGGCAACAACAAACAUCCAGCUUGUUGGAGCCCUCGGAGCAGGAAUGGGAAUGUUGAUGCUAUUUGUGACCUGUGUGGAUUUGUUCAGUUAAUGCAGCAAAGUUACUGGAGAGCAGGGGAUGUGGCGCUGUCUUUCAGAGAUCUUAGUCAAUUCCCUUCUGCAUGUGGCCAGAGAAAAUUAAAGAUCCCAGGACACCUUUUCAAGAGUCAGGGAAACCUUGGUUUUCUGACCCACAUCCUGUCUCAAUGAAACAGACUGUAAGGUCCCAGGCUGCAUUAGCCUGACACAGUCACUGAGCAGUGAGAGCUCCUUGUGAAGCACUGGGCUACAGUACAUUUGUAUGGAGAUUCCCUUAGGGAUGUUGCUCUAAUCUCACAAAUCCUCUUUUCUUCAGGUGCUACUGCUCUAAUCCCCCAGGUUAUAACUAAAGCUUUCUGGCAGCAGUAUGGCUCCAGCCGUAGUUUUCAUCCUGUCUAAUGUUCCCCCAUUCAGACCCAGCCACACUCCAUCUUCCUGAGCCCUUGUCGGUGUAUGUGCAGCAAGCCGCUGCAGCAAAAACCAUCGGCAUCCUAGCCCAGGACUCCACCAAACUGGCUGAAGAGAUGAUCCAGCUGAGAGUGGUGCACGGCCUUAUGUGUGCUAUGGGGAACCAGGAUCAUACCACCUGCCAGAGACAGGCCAGCAUCUCUCUAGAGUAUUUUGUCCGGACAUUUCCCAUUGUGGAGGAGCAUGUGAGGAAGGCAACAGGAGAGACUCUGUUCCAGCUUUUUAUGGUAAAUGGGCUUCUCUACCUGCCAGGGCUUGUUACUGGUCUGGAACAUGGGUCCAUUUUGCAGGGAUAAUGGGGACUGGCUUUCAUUCCUCUAAAGCCGCAGUGGAGCUCCAGUUCCUGAUCCGACUCCAGAGACCACGGGGGUCAGAUCACAAUGUCCUCAGUUAAAUGAAUUGCUUUGGUUUUGGCCCAGCACCCCCAAAGACCUCGCUCCAUGCAGUGGGGAUCAGU